Messenger RNA from Linepithema humile (Argentine ant), 1314 nucleotides. Its product is annotated as phytanoyl-CoA dioxygenase, peroxisomal. The record is from RefSeq and is a predicted model, not a curated record. Gene Ontology annotation, biological process: fatty acid alpha-oxidation. Gene Ontology annotation, molecular function: phytanoyl-CoA dioxygenase activity. NCBI's taxonomy places the organism in Eukaryota, Metazoa, Arthropoda, Insecta, Hymenoptera, Formicidae.
GGGCUGUACCGUUGCAAGUGAGAUUAACAACAGUAUAAAUUCCUAACUGAUUGGCUGCUGACUGUUAGUUAAUAGUUACAUUGGAAAGAGUGAUGUUUGUCUGAACGUUCUCCAUUUUAUAAUUGUUAAGUUUUAUUUACAUCUAUCAUUUGAUGAUUUUUGCUUGCCUAACCAUUCAAGCAAUUCAAGUGAAAGUACACUCCAUUUCUUUGGAAUUGGAACAAAUCCGUUGGACAGAUUCGUGAGCAGAACAGGCCAAUUUAUCUUGCAAAGAUCGAAAAUCAAAAACGAGAAAAACAACGAAGAUUAUUUUACUGACGUAACAUUAAUGUACAGAAGUUAUUCAUUGAAGAAAUAUAUUAAAAAUUGGAUGACGAUGUCAUUCCGCUAUACAAAGGAUAACAAUCGUCUUACGACGGAGCAAAGAAUAUUCUAUGAGAAGAAUGGAUAUAUAGUAUUUCCUAACUUCGUACCGCAAAAUAUACUCGACAAAUGUAGCAAAAGAUUUGAUGAUAUUGUCGCAGAUAGAGUUUCACGAGAGGGUAUUACAGUAAUGUAUGAUGUGAAAGACAAGAAAUCGGUUAAUAAAUUGCAAGACAUAGCGCAGGAUCCGGUGUUCCGCGAAUACAUUGAAUACAAAGAAAUUCUUGACGUAAUUGAAUGUUUCACGGGACCAAAUAUUCUAGCAAUACACAGUAUGCUCAUCGCGAAGCCGCCCGACAUCGGAUAUGGAAGUUCGAGGCAUCCGCCGCACCAAGACAUGUACUACUUCCCAUUGCGUCCAAUCGACCGAAUAGCGGCUGUAUGGACGGCCAUGGAAACCUGCGAUAGCACAAACGGAUGUCUAUACGUAGCACCCGGAACACAUCGAAUAGGAAAAGUGCUUAAUCACGAUUAUCCUCCAAGUACAGAAGGGCCAAUAAACAAGUUUUAUCAUGGUAUUCAGGAUUUGCCAAAUGAGAUGAAAAAUUGGGUCAAUUUGGAGAUGAAAGUCGGUGAUACAGUGUUUUUCCAUCCAUUGCUUAUUCACGGAUCCGGAGUGAAUAAAUCUAAGAACUCAAGACGGGCGAUUUCUUCUCAUUACGCAGCGGCCGAGUGCACUGUAGUCGAGACGAAUUCGGCUCAGGAACCUAUCAAGAAAGAGGUCUUGGAGUUUGCAACUAAAAAAUUUCCAGGUAUAACUUUGACAUACGAGGAUAUAUGGCGCUUUAAAUCCUCGCUCGUGCGUGGACUACGAUCCUCAUUUUUAAAGGUUUAACAAUUUAAUUACUCAAUGUGUAUUUCAAAAUUAUGAUGUAAUGUUAACAUACAGUU